This is a messenger RNA of Closterium sp. NIES-67, 2675 nucleotides long. Lineage: Eukaryota; Viridiplantae; Streptophyta; Zygnematophyceae; Desmidiales; Closteriaceae. The record is from the annotation of a GenBank genome assembly.
AUUCUGGAGUGACCUAGGCAUCGCCAAACUCGCCUCGCGUAGAAUAGCGCCCCAGCUUACACGACCGAUGGUAGAGCUGAACUCUGGCGUCUUCCAGUCCCGCACCAUACGUUCAGGACUCAACAAGAACACCACUCCCGUCGUUCCCUCCCCGUUUUUUGGCUCUCAGUCGUUCCACUCUCGAGAUGGAGGUCUGCACAAACAUCAACGCCCUUCCUGACGAUAUUCUUGUCAGGAUUUUACGGAAUUCUAGUAAGACCCCUUUCGAAUCAGAAAGUGACGCUCCAUGGCCGUUCGUGAACCCCGAUCUCGCGUCCCUCUGUGCAUCCAGCACAGCUGAGAAGGAUUCCUGUGUAGAAUACCGAGAACCGUUUCCAACUCCUCCUGAUGCCGUCGUAACCCCUCCCACCGCAUCCGUCUGCCGUCUUUGGCGCCGGCUCUCCCAGCGAUCUGCCACGAAGCUUCUCGUUAAAGAAGACAGCAUCGUUUCCCUCCAGGAUAUCUCCACCGCCAUCCUCUCCUUCCCGCACCUCACCCAUCUCCAUCUGUGCGACGGCAGCGUGGAAACCUUAGACGAUGCGUUUCUCGCUCACCUUGCCUCGUCAUGCCCCAAGCUGACGGCUCUCCACGUGGGACGGGGGAUCACACAGGUCGUUUCUGAUUCGUGGAAAUUCGAGCACCCUAUAACCGACGCCGGUUUGGAUCAUUUCUUCCGCCGGUGCACUCGGCUCGAGCAGCUGUCUCUCUGCUGCCUCCAUCACGACGUCACCCUACCCCCGUCCUUCUUCCAGCUAGCGCAUCUGCACACGCUCGUUCUGACAGACGCGUCAGCACUUGACGCUCCUGGGCUCGCAAACCUUUCUUCCCUAGCCGCUCUCCAUAUCGCGUCCAGGGAGCUUGACUACGAGCAGCUCUCCAGCCUCGCUCGUCUUCCAACCCUGACAAGCCUGUCAGUGGCUGACCAAACCUUUCUCUUUCAGAGUGGUCGGCGACCAGGUGCAUUUUUCAUCGCGCAACUUUCCCGACUGAAGUCUCUGGAGUUCAUGAAACAGUGUCCUCAAUUCGAGCUCAUGUUCCCUCGGGAAUACCCGUGCCAUCAUCUCGAGCGUCUGCUCAUCACUGAUUGUGACGAGCUGCAUCACCUCCCUGACGCCCUAGGAGAGAUUCUCCCGUGCCUCCGUCAGCUGACCAUCCGCUCCUGCUAUUCCCUCACCCAGCUCCCUAGAAACCUCACCUCCCUCAGCUGCCUAGAAAGCCUGACACUUUCCAGAUGCAGCAAUCUUUCCAGCCUGCCCGAAAACUUUGGAGAGCUGACCGCGCUGAAAGCACUCGUGCUGGACCAGCUGCAUCUGCAGCACCUCCCGGACUCCCUCUGCCAGCUGCCCUCCCUGGAGUCACUCCUCCUCCUCAUUCCUCGCCGGUACAUCGGUCCGCAGGAGCCAGAUCGCAUCGUGCUUCCAGAGGGAAUUGGAGUGCUCACCAACCUCCGAACGCUGGUUUUGAGGAACUAUGGCGGCCAACCGCUCCCACCCUCGUUCACCCAGCUGCCCUCCUUGAAGCGGCUGGAAGUGGACAGCUGUCGGAUGGAAGGACUUGUGUGGGAACUGCAAGCGCUUAGCAACCUGCAGCAGCUGCGCAUCCACACCUGUCCGAUCCGGAAGCUGCCGGGAUCCCUGACAUGCCUGACAGACCUCCGAGUCCUCACAGUUGGGAACUGCGCCAGCCUCACUUCGCUCCCCAGGCGGCUGCAUCAUCUGGCGAGGCUCACGCAGCUGGAGGUUACCGGAUGUGCACGGCUGGCUGGGACCUUUGAGUCGCUGCCCUCGUCUCUCGAGGCCUUGAGCCAGGACAGCUACAAGCGUGCCAUCUCCCUGCCGGAUCUAUCGGCGCUGCAGAAGCUUAGGAGUUUGACAUUCAGGCUGCUGGGUGGUAGGAGUGGGUCUCAUCAGACUCAUGUGGGUAUGGUCUGCCACAGGGCAGAAGGUGCCACCAUGGGGCUACCGCUGGCGUUUCUUUCCCAGUUGUGGCCGCUCAGCCCUAGAAGCAUUCGAGAGAUCCUGAAGCAUGAGUUGAAAGCACCUGGUGCGGUCGUGCAGCAGCUGCGACACCUGGCGAUCCACCAUGAUGACAGAUUGAGGGAGCUGCCGCCCGCUCUCUCUGAGCUGCAGCAUCUGACGUCCCUGGAGGUUUGCCAUGCACCCAAGCUGGCAUGCCUCCCCAGUCCCUUGGGCUGCUUAUCCCAGCUGCGGAAGCUGAGCGUGUCAAACUGUAGUGCGCUGGAGCAUCUUCCAGAUUCUCUCACCCAGCUGGCUCUGCUCCAUGACUUGGACGCUUCGUACACCGCCAUUCGCUCCCUUCCCUUUGGCCUGGCUGAGUUGUCUAGGCUUCGGGAGCUCAGUCUGCAUGGCUGUAAGCAGCUGGAGGCUCUGCCUGGCGAUCUGACGGACCUUAGUGCGCUGCUGUAUUUGGGUAUUCAAGGGUGCAAACAGUUGCUUGACAGUGAGGGUAAGGUACAGCCACGUAGCAUUUGGAACAAGUACAGAUUGAUGAUAGAUAUGUAGCACCCAGACGGUUAAAGUUAUGAGAUGGAGACAGCCAGAUUACCUUGGUUGUUGAAAUUGCAAGACUCUGUUGGGUUGGGCGGAACAUGAUUCAGAACGAGGGAUUUUUAGAGG